GCGCCUAGCCAGGCCGGGCAGCCCUCCUCUCGCCCCCGCCGAGCCUGCCUUCCUCCGCGAUCAGCAUACCGCCGCUCCCACCGACGGCAUCCCUGCCAGCCAGCCAUCCAGGGCCUGGUUGCCAAAAUGCUGAUCAAGGAGUAUCACAUACUGCUGCCUAUGAGCCUGACCGAGUACCAGGUGGCCCAGCUCUACAUGAUCCAGAAGAAAAGCCGUGAGGAGUCGAGUGGCGAGGGCAGUGGGGUUGAGAUCCUGUCCAACCGGCCCUACAGCGAUGGCCCAGGCGGGAACGGCCAGUAUACACACAAGAUCUACCACGUGGGCUCUCACAUCCCCAGCUGGUUCCGAGCCCUCCUACCCAAGGCAGCUCUGCAGGUGGAAGAAGAGUCCUGGAAUGCCUAUCCAUACACGCGCACCAGAUACACCUGCCCCUUUGUGGAGAAAUUCUCUAUUGAGAUUGAGACCUAUUACCGACCAGAUGCUGGGAAACAAAACAAUAUCUUCAACCUGAAUGCUGCAGAGCGCAGGCAGAGGAUUCUAGAUACCAUUGACAUUGUGCGGGACCCCAUCUCACCGGGUGAAUAUAAGGUAGAGGAAGACCCACGGCUUUAUCGUUCAGUCAAGACUGGCCGUGGGCCCCUGGGAGAUGACUGGCUGGAGAAUGCAGCUGCUGGGUCUCUCAUGUGUGCCUACAAGCUUUGUAAGGUGGAGUUUCGCUACUGGGGCAUGCAGUCCAAGAUUGAACAGUUCAUCCAUGAUGUUGGUCUACGCAAAGUGAUGCUGCGAGCACACCGCCAGGCCUGGUGUUGGCAGGACGAGUGGAUAGAUCUCACCAUGGAUGACAUCCGGAGGCUGGAAGAAGAGACAGCCCGUAUGCUAGCUCAGAAGAUGGCUACCUGUAUAGAGCCUGAUACAGGCCCUGCUGAUCCCAGCCCCGAGCGCCCAGAUGAACUAGGCAUCCAUGAUAAACAGGAUAGAGUCGAUAGCCUGAAGGCUCCCGAUUCUUCUCCAGAUGAUCCAUUUGCCAAGCAGUGGUCCACGUCCUCUCGCUCAUCCUACUCUUCUCAACAUGGUGUUGCAGUGUCUCCCCACAGUUUAUCAGAGUGGCGAAUGCAAAAUAUUGCACGGGAUUCAGAGAACAGCUCUGAGGAGGAAUUCUUUGAUGCUCAUGAGGAUUUCUCUGACAGUGAUGACGUUUUUGCCAAGGAAAUCACUAAGUGGAACUCCAAUGAUUUUCUUGACACUCUAGAGAGACCGAGUGAGCCAGAUGAUGUUCUUGUUGAUGCUGCUGAGGUAGUCAAGCCAGAUGGUGAUGAGGUCACUGCACCUGGCCCAUCAGAGGGUGGCCCAGAAGGCCUCUCGGGGACUUGCCGCAUCCAUGCGCUUUUCCUGAUCCUCCACAGUGGCAACAUCCUAGACCAAGGUGUGGGAGAGCCAGGCUCCAAACAGGCUGAUGUGCACACCCUCACUGCCACCUUGGACUCAGUCACCCGUCUGCACUUCCCAGAGGCAUUGGGGCACAUUGCACUACGCCUGGUGCCUUGCCCUCCGAUCUGUGCUGCUGCCUACGCCCUUGUCUCCAAGCUCAGCCCUUACAGUCAUGAUGGUGACAGUCUGUCCAGUAGCCAAGAUCACAUCCCACUUGCUGCUUUGCCUCUGCUGGCCACCUCCUCAGGCAGUUACCAGAAUGCUGUUGCGACUGUCAUUUCCCGGACCAACCAAGCCUACAGCAAUUUCAUCCAUUCCCCUGAUGGCACCGGCUUCUGUGGUCAGGUACUGCUGAUUGGGGACUGCGUCGGAGGUAUUCUGGCCUUUGAUGCCCUGUGCCACAGUCGCGCUGGUGGGUCUGGCAGUCAUGGGAGUAGCCGCCGUGGCAGCAUGAACACUGAGCUGCUUUCUCCAGAGAUUUCUGUGGUGCGAGACCCACUGCUUGAGAAGGCAGAAGGUUUGGGUGGGAUGGGACGUGCCAGUCCUGAGCCAGCGGCACUCCCACCCACCUUGAAACGCAAUGACAACAUGGCACAGGAGGGUGAUUCUUUACCACAGCAGCAUCAUUUCUUGUCCAGCCUACAGGCUAGUGUGCCAGCCUCAGAUACAGAAGGAGACCCUCGACGUAGUAGUAACUCUUCAUCCUCAAUGGUGGAGACUUUUGAGGGGCCAGGUAUGAUUGGAAAGCUGGAGUUCAAGGUGUCUGGCUUCUUCCUGUUUGGUUCACCUCUUGGGCUGGUACUUGCACUUCGGAAGACAGUGAUGCCUGCCAUGGAUGUGGCCCAGAUGCGCCCAGCCUGUGAGCAGAUCUACAACUUGUUCCAUGCAGCGGACCCCUGCGCCUCCCGCUUGGAGCCUCUACUGGCCCAGCAGUUCCAUGCAAUGCCUCCCUUUGGUGUUCCCCGCUAUCAGAAAUACCCACUGGGAGAUGGCUCUUCUACUUCAUUGGCAGAGGCAUUGCAGAGUCACUCUUCCCUCUUCAUGGAUGAGUUAGACCUUGUGACACCACCUACUCCAACAGGUGCAUUUGGGGGCUUCUGGAAAGGGAAUGAAGGAACGACAGCCGAGAAUACUAUAACCAGCACCAAUGAAGUGGUCAAGAUUCUGGAUCGCUGGUGGGGUACUAAACGCAUCGACUACUCUCUCUACUGCCCAGAAGCACUAACAGCUUUUCCCACUAUCACCUUGCCUCACCUUUUCCAUGCCAGCUACUGGGAGAGUGCUGAUGUGGCUGCUUUCAUCCUGCGACAGGUGAUUGAGACAGAGCAGCACCAAGUGACGGAAAAUGAGGAGAGUUCCAUCUACAGCCCAGCUUUUCCCCGUGAAAAAUGGCAGCGCAAACGCACACAAGUGAAGAUCCGGAAUGUCACAGCGAACCACCGUGCCAGUGAUGUCAUUGUGUGUGAAGGGCGACCCCAAGUUCUCAAUGGCCGUUUCAUGUAUGGACCAUUGGAUGUGGUGACUCUGACUGGAGAGAAGGUGGACAUCUAUGUCAUGCCACAGCCACUCUCAGGGAAAUGGGUACACUAUGGUACAGAGGUGACAAGUGGCAGUGGAAGGCUUUCCUACACCAUCCCUGAGGAGAAGAUGCUGGGCAUUGGCAUGUACCCUGUCCGUAUGGUGGUGAGGGGUGAUCACACCUAUGCUGAGUGCUUUCUGACUGUAGUAGCUAAAGCCACUCCUUGUGUCGUCUUCAGUAUUGAUGGUUCCUUCACAGCCAGUGUCUCCAUCAUGGGCAGUGAUCCCAAGGUGCGUGCCGGUGCUGUAGAUGUAGUAAGGCAUUGGCAAGACUCUGGGUUCAUGAUCAUCUAUGUGACUGGGCGUCCAGACAUGCAGAAGCACCGUGUGGUAGCUUGGCUUACCCAGCACAACUUUCCCCAUGGCAUUGUCUCUUUCUGUGAUGGCCUCACGCAUGACCCCCUCCGCCAGAAAGCUGCCUUUCUACAGGGCCUUCAGCAGGAGGCAGAGGUCACCAUUGUGGCUGCCUAUGGAUCCACCAAGGACAUUUCAGUUUAUAGCUCCUUAGGGCUUCCUCCUGCUCAAAUCUACAUUGUGGGCCGAUCUGUGAAAAAAUUACAAAGCCAGUGCCAGUUCCUGUCAGAUGGCUAUGUUGCGCACCUAGCACAGCUGGAAGCAGCUUCCCUUGCCCAUUCACCAAAGGGGACAACAAGGCCCACACUGGGCAAAGGCAGUUAUGGCUGUCCGGCCCCUGUUGACUUUCUGCGCAAGCAGAGCCAGCUGUUGCGCUCACGGGGACAGAGCCAGGCUGAACGAGAAGGUGGAGGGAGCAGUCAGCCCCGAGCCAAGACGCGGAGUGUCAGCCUCAAGUUGGAGAGUGAGGAGUAGGCCCUCGCAGGAAAGCCUUUGCGUUUCUGACUUGCAGUGGCUGGUGCCAGGACUGGGCCUGUGAGAUUCUGCACAUGUGUGAGAGAGGAGUCAAGAACACCAGGCAGAGAAGAAGAGAGAAGGGAGGAGAGGGCCCUGCCCUACAGAGGCUGUGAGCUGAGUUAUGGUGCUGCUAAGACAGGAGGAGAGAACUUCUAUAUGAUCCCAGAAGUUGCUUCCAUUCCCCUCAGUUCCAGCUCCCAGCUCCCGAUCGUGGUUUCUUUUGACCCACAGUUCAGCCAACAUCCCUCAACUCAUACCUCCGGGGAAAUUGGGGAGAGGGGGAGGGAGGGGACAAUGGGAGUGUAUUCAUAUUAGCCCAGCUAAUUGUAUUGCAUUAUUUGUGAAUCGACUGUUCACAUUCCUCCUCUUUUCCCAGCUCAGAUUAUUCAGGUCUCUUAAGACUGGGAUAUAUUCCACUCUCCCAAUCGGAUACCAAGUGAGAUGGUAGUGAUUCUAGCUCCAGAAGCUUUCCCAGGUCUUCCCAUGUUCCUCUGUGGCUUAGGGUGGUUGGCUAAGGAAAAUCUAGACAGCAGAAAGUCCACCUGCCCCCUUCCUAGAGCGCCUUGCUCCAGCCCAAUCCUGCCUGUGCCCUGGUUUCUGGGUGUUUGCAUGAUACUGCCCUUCCUGUGCAUUUAUUGUGUCCAGUGCAAGAAAGCACAGGAUAUCUGGGAAUAAGGAUGAGUCUGUACUCCCUUGGUGACGUAGAAGGACUUGGUUAUUUAUUUCAUUGUGUCAAAAUAUCUGGAAAGUGGGGAGUUGAAGCUUGUUUUGAAAUAUAUUGGGAGGGGGGUUAAAUUUAUCUGUAAAUGUAUUAAAUAAAACUGAAAAAUUUAAAAAAA
Messenger RNA from Sceloporus undulatus (fence lizard), 4715 nucleotides. RefSeq names its product phosphatidylinositol transfer protein membrane associated 1 (gene PITPNM1). The transcript is spliced from 24 exons. Bases 127 to 3834 code for a protein of 1235 amino acids. The record is from RefSeq and is a predicted model, not a curated record. Gene Ontology annotation, molecular function: phosphatidylcholine binding; phosphatidylcholine intramembrane carrier activity; phosphatidylinositol binding. Gene Ontology annotation, biological process: phospholipid transport. NCBI's taxonomy places the organism in Eukaryota, Metazoa, Chordata, Lepidosauria, Squamata, Phrynosomatidae. Gene Ontology annotation, cellular component: cytoplasm.